GCGCAGCACACAAACAUGUCAUUUGCCAAAUUGACGUCCACGAUCAGAGCUGAAACUAUGAUUUAUUUAUUCGAACUUGCGCAGACGUCAAAGUCUGCCAUGAAUGAUACUGAUGCAUCUGAAUACGGUGCACUGUACGAGGGUUAACUCACGCUACUGUAACGCUGUACAGUGACCGAUGCCUCUCUGAACGAAGGAGCUUUCUCGAGUUCUAAGCUGGGAGCGACUUUUUGGCGCCCCGAGCUGCGAAUUGCGGUGAGAUUUUGCGCCUCGAGCCCGAAUAGAACGCCGGCGGAUUGGUCGCGAAGCUGAUGCGAGGAUUCCACUCUCUCAAGGUCCGAUCGUUCGGAUGAGCUCCUUCGCGCGUGCUUGAGGACGCAGGAGGCCUUGAAGUGCUUUUACUUCGUGGAAAAUAUGCCGGUCAAAUGGCUUUUGUACUGGCAACCGAGUACUGGAUCGACAGUGAGUAGCCAGACUCUUGUGGACGUGAUGAAGAGCAUUGAAAGCAUCAAUGGUGUGCGAACGGGCAGAUGGCAGGUCACUGCUUCUAAUCACCGACCGAUCCAGAGAGAUCAAUCGAUGGGACUUCCUCAGGACUGUGCACGCGAGCUCCUCGGUUUGACAUUCUCCGAGGUUCCCAGCAAACACUACUUUAUUUUGAGGGGUGAACAUAUGGUGGUGGAAGCUCAUGCCAACAUGCAGAAUAUCAUGGAGAAGCUGCAGCUUUACCGAAAUCGAUUGAAUAUUUUUUUUGAGGGUUUUCAGUAUCAGCUGGGUGACUUCCAACUAAAGGCGGGCAGAGCUGUCCUCGCUCACAGUGAAAAUCUUCGAGGCAUUGUUUUGGAGGUCGAGUACGUUCCAGUUUCUUCGCUAGAACAAACACGUCUUUUGUUGCAGGAAUUCGUAGAGAUGUGGCAGGAGGUUGUAACUGCACAGAAUAUGGCCGGUAGAUUUACUCCACUGGAACCUAAUUACUCUGACUAUAACCUCCCUGAUCAAUAUAGCUGGCAACACACGGCCUUGCAGUAUGUCAACCUCAUGGUGUACUUCUUGCAUGCUCAAAGGAACUAAAACUUACUUUUGAUGACAAAUUUUGACUCCCAUCUCGGGACAUGUGUAUAUAUUGAGCUGAAGCUGGUGGUUUUCACAUCGGCACGUUUC
Messenger RNA from Marchantia polymorpha subsp. ruderalis, 1161 nucleotides. The record is from the annotation of a GenBank genome assembly. Lineage: Eukaryota; Viridiplantae; Streptophyta; Marchantiopsida; Marchantiales; Marchantiaceae.